Molecule: messenger RNA, 3173 nt
Organism: Notothenia coriiceps (black rockcod)
Lineage: Eukaryota; Metazoa; Chordata; Actinopteri; Perciformes; Nototheniidae
Gene: cep78
Product: centrosomal protein 78
Exons: 16
Coding region: 559-2766 (735 amino acids)
Biological process (GO): cilium organization
Cellular component (GO): ciliary basal body; centrosome
Molecular function (GO): protein binding
Source: RefSeq, a predicted model, not a curated record
GUUAUGUUGGAAAUUGACUCCUCCAUGAAUUGUUUGUUAUGUCUGACAUUUGCAUUAUGUUUUUCUAAAUGCAUUAUAAUUUCAUAAAACAUAUUUGGGUCAUCAAGAAUUGGAGGAUAUUUUCAUCAAUGAAAUAUAAAAUAAUCCACGCCCAAAAUGCUAAAACAUUAACUUGUUUUGCUAGAUAAACUUGUACACGUCUAAAAUAUGAAAUACACCAAACAAAAUGGCGUUUUUCUGUUGACCCUUCUUGGUGACCAAAUUGCAUAUAGUCAAAUACGACAUUUAAAUAAAAUUAUUGCAUUAUAAAUAUUGAUGCAUUUAUGUGCUCUCAUAUAUCCACUGUACCUCCGCCCCGGUAGGUGGCAGCACACAGUGAGGAAGAGGAGAGGAAGAGGCGAGCCUUCACCGCAUAUGAACCGCACAACACAACAGCGCCACUUUUGAGCACUCAUCCACAUCUCUAACAAUAACAUAAGUUGUCAGUCAGUAUUCAAGAACAAACGAGGGAGCAGUGCCACAAAGACAGAGCCUUCAGGUAUAUGUGGAAGGUCCAAGAUGGUUCAAGACAGUGCUCACAUUCGGGGGCGGGGGGGCCAGGACUUUUUGGCCUUCUAUGACUCUGCCUGUGCCAGACAGGAGUCAGUCCCUCUCCCUGCUGUCAAAAUGAACCUGGGCAAAGGAAUACUGGACUUUAAUGGAGACCGGGUCAGACUCACUGACUGGCCCCCGAUUUUAAACUCUAUUUGCAUCAACAAACACUUACAUCACAUUGCAAUAAGUAGCACAUACCAAGCUAGUAUGGCUUCUGGAGAUACAGACAAAAGGUUCUAUAAGUCUUGUCUCAGGAAGAGGAUCCCAGCCUUUCGCUCUAAGGACAUGACAUUUAAACUGUGCAAGGCCCUGAGAGAGUGUCUGACUGUCUCUCCUAACCUGAAGACUCUGCAGCUUAAUGGACUUCCGCUGAGAGAAAGGGACCUCAUCACAUUGACAAAGGGUUUUGCAAAAAGUGUUUCCUUGGAAAACCUAUCUCUGGCUAACUGUCCAAUCUCUGACGAAGGCUUAGAGGUUAUUUGCCAAAGUGUGAAGUAUUCUUCAAGCAUCAGGACGGUAGACUUUACAGGAUGUCAUCUCACCUGGAGAGGGGCAGAGCAUAUGGCCAACAUCAUCAAGCAUCAGGGAAUGCAGAGGCAUGGUACUGCAUGGGCAGAGUCUCUGAGGUAUCGUCAUCCUCAGUUUGAGGGUAUGGGAGGUCUGCGCCGUGUCACACUGAACUGUAACACCUUGAUCGGGGACCGGGGCGCUGCUGCUCUUGCUCAUGAACUGGCAGAGGACCUCUGGGUUAAAGCUGUUGACCUACAGAGGUGUGGUCUGUCCAACGAAGGGGCUCGCCGGUUGCUGGAAGCCUUGAAAACAAAUUCUGCCCUUUGUGUGCUGGACAUCCGUAGCAACCCUUUAAUUGACAAGGUUCUAAUUAAAACAGUUCUAGAGAAAGUACUGAUGAAUGCUGACGGACAGUCUUCAGAGUACUGCUGGAUCAAGCCUGCAGCCUCAGAGCCACAGAGAGCGUCUGCUCCUAAGAGGAGAGUUGUACCCAGCACAGCCAGGGGGAAAACUACAUUUAGGAUAGCCCCUCGUAAAGGACCAUCUCCCAGAGGAGGGAGUUCAGACGCUGCUCCGACCCAGAAGCCUUAUUCCCGCUCAGAGUGUGUACCUUGGCGAGCUGCUGCACGAGCUGAACGCCAGAGAGGUUUUCCUCCUGGAGUUUGUGUGAUGGAUCAAAGCUUUGAGGGUGCAGCUACCGUGAAAGUUACUAUGGAGACGGAUUCAGAGGCAGAUGACUAUGAGGAAGUGGAAGAUGAAGAAUUAGUCUUGGAAGUGGAGCAGAGACCAUCUUCUCCUCAUCUCCAGGACACUGAGCGGAAGUUGAACCAUUUACAGAUGGAGCUAAAAGAAUGUCGUCUGAGACUGGCAGAGGAGCGCAGAGCCAGACUGAGAGCUGAGUCAAGGCUCAUGGAGUACGAGUUGGACAAUGCCCGUCUCCGUGACAACAACCUCUCCCUCUCGGAGGCGUUGGCUGCCACCGGCUCUGCUUCAGCUCCAGCGGCCGUCAGUGCUCUGGAAGAUGAGGCCGUCCUGGAGAGCUUCGAGAGCUCAUUCACAAAGUUCCAUGCCUUCCUGGAUCUCCUCAAGGAUGCUGGUCUCGGCCAAUUAGCCUCAAUGGCUGGAAUUGACAAGUCAGACUUCCAUCCUCCGAGGAGACCUCAGCUCUGCUCUACUUUAGGACGAGGGGAGUAUGGGGACGGUUGGAAGAAGACUGAUGCUCCCUCUUUGGUAGACGUACGCAUCUCGCCCGCUCCUCAUGUCAGACUGCCUGACCGCACGAUGCCCAGAUCGCCACCCUCUGUCAGGGAGUUUUUGCAUGAAGACAGGCUAGGAGAUGUGCUGACCUCCCAUCAUGCCUCUGGACCUGCAGGAGACCCUUGUGUCGGAGGGGAAGAGGAACCAGAUCAUUUUUCAAAGCCUGACACCCAGCAGGACUCAGGUUCUGAGAACAGUUUCCGUAGCCAAAUAUCCUUCGAUAAGGUUUCCUUUGGCAAAACCUUCCAGUCAGGCCAUCCUAAGAGCAACAGCAACUCUCCCAGAAGCAGCGGCUCCCAUAGAUACAGCUAUGCACACAGUCACUCUCUCCAUAGCAACGGCUCUCAUGGUGGACUGUCCGUAAGAUCAAGUGUUAGUGACAUUAUCAGUGACAAGGCUGACUGAGGGGUCAGCGAGGUCGAGCAGCAGGAGGGGGAAGGGGAGGCUAGUGUCAGCAGGUGAGUCGGGGUCAGAGGGGAGGGUCCUGGGGGGGGAGUUCAGACAAUGAGUCUUUCUGACCCACUCAUUCUGUUACAUAUUUUUUGUUUUUAAUCUUUGGGAGAAGCAAGACCAGAGUUAGUCAAUUAAACAUCUUGUUGCAUUCUAGCCAAAGCACAGGUUGUUGAAUAUCCCACCAAAUUAAAAUGUGUUAUUAAUUGAGACACAUAUUUAAAAAAUAAAAUAAUCCAAUGUAUGGUUAGUAAACUGAUUUGGUGGUAUCUACAGUUAAAAAAGUUCAUUGAACAAAAUGUGCAAGAAAAUAUUUGGGUUUUCGAAAUUAAAUCAAGUCACGAGUUGUUUUUGCAUAUCAA